AUGGGUAUCUCACGAGAUUCUCGACACAAGCGAAGUGCCUCUGGUGCUAAACGCGCAUACUACAGAAAGAAGAGAGCCUUCGAGAAAGGUCGACAGCCGGCCAACACUCGAAUCGGUCCCAAGCGCAUCCAUCUCGUCCGAACUCGAGGCGGCAACCGCAAGUUCCGAGGCCUUCGACUCGAAGCCGGCAAUUUCAGCUGGGGCAGCGAGGGUAUCUCCCGCAAGACCCGUGUCAUUGUCGUUGCUUUCCACCCUUCCAACAACGAGUUGGUCCGAACGAAUACCUUGACGAGAUCGGCUGUUGUGCAGAUUGAUGCGGCACCAUUUAGGACUUGGUAUGAGGCUCACUAUGGUGCCACGCUAGGUCGACGACGACAGGCAAAGGGUACCGAGACUGAGGAGAAGAAGAUCAGCAAGAGCGUGGAGAAGAAGCACGAGGAGCGACUGAAGAAGAUGGGUAAGGUCGAAACCGCGCUUGAGCGACAGUUUGAGGCUGGACGAUUGUAUGCUGUCAUUGCUUCGAGACCUGGCCAGAGUGGACGAUGUGAUGGUUACAUUCUGGAGGGUGAAGAAUUGGCUUUCUACCAGAGACAAAUCAGAAAGUAG
This is a messenger RNA of Lithohypha guttulata, 606 nucleotides long. It is a transcript of the gene RPS8A, whose product is annotated as ribosomal protein S8A. The transcript is spliced from 2 exons. NCBI's taxonomy places the organism in Eukaryota, Fungi, Ascomycota, Eurotiomycetes, Chaetothyriales, Trichomeriaceae. Gene Ontology annotation, molecular function: structural constituent of ribosome. Bases 1 to 606 code for a protein of 201 amino acids. Gene Ontology annotation, biological process: maturation of SSU-rRNA from tricistronic rRNA transcript (SSU-rRNA, 5.8S rRNA, LSU-rRNA); translation. Gene Ontology annotation, cellular component: ribosome; cytosolic small ribosomal subunit. The record is from RefSeq and is a predicted model, not a curated record.